AUGGUUGGUGGCCUACGCAAGGUUCCCGACACUCCCGAUCUCAAGCAGAAGCAAAAGUCGACGCUACUCUACCCGGAAUCCGAUCCAGUCCCAUCUUACCCAUCAUCCCCAUCAGGUUCUCGACUCGCGCCGCUGCCAGAGGCGCCAACCGCUGCUGAUUCGUCUGAAUCUUCCGAGCCCCACGAUUUGCAGCCCAAAACCUCCUUUCAGUCAUCCGUCACUGCGUCCACGACUUCAGAAAAGACGAACUACAAAGUCUACGGCUCCAAUUCUCCCCAAGCGACCGACGUCGACAGUGUUUUACAUGCGCCAUCGACGACCUCCGAGACGACAAACUAUAAGGUAUUCGGUUCCAGCUUACCUUCUUCGCCCGAGCGAGAGGAGUCGUUGCAACCGCCAUCCUCGAGCCACUCCAACUACGUAGUCCUUGGCCGGUCUUCGCCUCCAGAACCAUCAUCUGCCGAGAGAAGUCCCCCAAAGACGGCCGAUAGCGAACAGAAUUACGUUGUGCUCAGCGCGUCGUCCCCAGCACCAUCAUCCGCCGCCUCUAGCCGCCGUUCCCGUAUCAGGCCCGAGUACUCGCAGGAAAGCCUUUUGGUGGCUCCGCUGAAACCCUACAAGGCGAAGAAGAGGGCCAACGAAAGGUUUGGAUACUACAAGUCGCGUUCGAGGGAUUCCUUGCGCCGUGCAGCGUCGGUGAAGUCGAUUUCCGGCUCACUCACUCUCGAAGCAGCCCAGAAUUUCCUCGCCUCUCCUGCUGCAUUCUAUCGAUCCCGUGUUCUGGCCAGCCAGCCAGGUCGGCAGCCUGACGCGCGAGCUGCGCCAACGGAACCCGCACCCAUUUCUGUUCCUGCUGAAUCCCACAUGACCACCCAUCCUCACCAAUGGAGCUCCCAACUAUCCACCGUGAUUUCGGAGAGUGAAGGGGACAGCGAGCCUCCAUCACGUUCCGUGUCUCCAUGGUCUGUGCCUGGGAGACGGGGUAGCAUACCGUUGAGCAGCCAUAGCCGGCAGAUGCUUAGCAUUUCGUCAUCGCUAGCUGCAAACGAGGAGCGCUCACUCUCUCACUCCAGAUCCUUCACGGACUCUCUCGAACGCCCUCAAGCUACACACAGCAGAGGGAACACGCUUCGCAUGGUCAGCGAUCGAGACGAACAUGGCGACGGCCUGGCAGAGCUGAACCAGCUGCAUCAACGGCCUUCGCGGACCGGCCUUUCAAGCUUCUUGUCGAGUUCCUCGUCAGACCGGAACCUCCACUCCUCUAGUAGCUCCCGUGCAAACAGUCUUAACUCAGCGUCUAUCCCCGCUUGGGCCAAGUAA
Molecule: messenger RNA, 1320 nt
Organism: Colletotrichum fioriniae
Lineage: Eukaryota; Fungi; Ascomycota; Sordariomycetes; Glomerellales; Glomerellaceae
Source: RefSeq, a predicted model, not a curated record